GUCGAACAAACAGUAUCAGUCUCACUGUGCAGUCGAGAGGAUAAACAAUCAUUCAAAAUGUUCGCUAAAUUGUUGGUGUUCUUCGCCCUGGUCGCGGUAGCCCUCGCUCGGGAGUACCCGGCCGGCGUGCACCCCGCCGUAUGCCCUGACUACCCGUUCUGCGCGGCCGACGCUCUCGCGCGCCACACUCCCGACGGCAUGCCCAUCCCUCAAUGGGGAUACAACCCCGCUAUUGCCCCCGCUGCUCAUGGAGCCGUGCCUGCCGCCCCCCGCUACCCCGCCGGCCUUCCCCCCGCGCUCUGCCCCAACUACCCCUACUGCUGGUGAUUCUACAAAUAACCCUUCAAAAUCGAUAUAGUAGCUUACUAACAAAUAAAAGUGACAACCCUGAACACUAAACACAAAUAACAAUACACUGUCACAAUGUGUGCGUGUGUAAACACGCCACAAAUGUCUAUGUGUGCGUUGGCUAUCGCAGCUUAAUUGUCAUUGUGUGCGCACAAAUUGUCCAGGGUUGUCACUAUUGGCUGUUUCAGAAAUUUCCGUAGUUUUUCAACUGAAGCACUGCCAUCGUAUAAAAUGUAAACAGACGAGACGUUUCGUCUUAUAGUGCUUUUGCAUUUUAUAAUUUUAUGUAAAAACGUGUAAAAAUUAUGUAAAUAAAAUAUUUUUUUUAUAAAACUA
This is a messenger RNA of Trichoplusia ni (cabbage looper), 684 nucleotides long. Its product is annotated as cuticle protein 1-like. Gene Ontology annotation, molecular function: structural constituent of cuticle. NCBI's taxonomy places the organism in Eukaryota, Metazoa, Arthropoda, Insecta, Lepidoptera, Noctuidae. The record is from RefSeq and is a predicted model, not a curated record. Bases 58 to 327 code for a protein of 89 amino acids. The transcript has 3 exons.